CAGAAUCGACUUAAAGUUAUUGAAAUGUAUCUUUGUUAUAGGAAGGCAAUUAUAAAGCAGAAUACAGCUGUAAUGCACAUUUGUUUGAUGAAGAAAGCAUCACAAUUUCAUCCUCCCACUGCAAAAUUACCUGCAUUAAAAAGUAAGAAAAAAGAUGACAGAAAAAGCAAGUGCAGAUGAUUUUCAAGUUCAGGAUUUUCUGAAGAAGAAGAAGAAAAAGAAAAAAUACAAAGAACAUAAGGAACAUGAAAAUGAUGAAAGAGAAAGCAUACAGGUUGCAGAGCUUUCCUCUGCUUCUCCACCUCUGCUUGAAGAUCAAGCAGCACAGAGUGGUGAAGGUUUUAAAAAGGAGAAAAGAAAAAAGAAGAAGGAGAAGCAGCAGUCUUUGUUAGGUAAUUCUUGUGUAGAACUGGAAAGUGACAUUAAUAAUGAAACUGGAGUGGAUGCUUCCCAAAAGAAAAAGAAGAAAAAGAAGUGGAAGCAUAAUGAUAAUACGGAUGAGGAAAGUAAUGCUGUAUCUUGUAUCGCAAUAAAUCAGAGUUGCUCUGAUAUUUGUCAGGAGAUUGACACUGAUUACGUUUAUUUAAAGCUACCUGUGAAGAAAAAAAGAAAAGAGAAAUUACCUGAAGAGGAUGAGGUAUGUGAGCUGCCUGAAUCCACUUAUUUAGAAGCACCUGUAGAAGUGAAGGAAAGAAAAGAGAAGAUGCCUGAAGAGGAUGAGGUAGGUGAGCUGCCUGAAUCCAUUUAUUUAGAACCGCAUAAGAAGAAGAAGAAAAGAAAAGAGAAAUUACCUGAAGAGGAUGAGGUAUGUGACCUUCCUGAAUCCACUUAUUUAGAAGCACCUGUAGAAGUGAAGGAAAGAAAAGAGAAAUUACCUGAAGAGGAUGAGGUAGGUGACCUUCCUGAAUCCACUUUUUUAGAAGCACCUGUAAAGGUGAAGAAAAGAAAAGAGAAAUUACCUGAAGAGGAUGAGGUAGGUGACCUUCCUGAAUCCACUUUUUUAGAAGCACCUGUAAAGGUGAAGAAAAGAAAAGAGAAAUUACCUGAACAGGAUGAGGUAUGUGACCUUCCUGAAUCCACUUAUUUAGAAGCACCUGUAAAGAUGAAGAAAAGAAAAGAGAAAUUACCUGAAGAGGAUGGGGUAUGUGACCUUCCUGAAUCCAUUUAUUUAGAAGCACCUGUAAAGAAGAAGAAAGGAAAAGAGAAAUUACCUGAAGAGGAUGAGGUAUGUGAGCUGCCUGAAUCCACUUAUUUAGAAGCACCUGUAGAAGUGAAGGAAAGAAAAGAGAAAUUACCUGAACAGGAUGAGGUAGGUGAGCUGCCUGGAUCCACUUAUUUAGAACCACCUGUAAAGAAGAAGAAAAGAAAAGAGAAAUUACCUGAAGAGGAUGGGGUAUGUGAGCUGCCUGAAUGCAUUUAUUUAGAACCACCUGUAAAGAAGAAGAAAAGAAAAGAGAAAUUACCUGAAGAGGAUGAGGUACAUGAGCUGCCUACCUCAGAAACACAUGACAAAAAUGGAAGUAAAAGAUCAAAAAGCAAGAAUAAAACAUGCAGCAGUACCCUAGAUACACAAGAAGCAGCAGAUGUAACUGUUGACCAGUCACUGUUGUCACCUGCAGAGCAAAACGGGCAAGGGAAAGGCACAGAACUGCCAGUAGCUGCAGAAGCGGGUGGUGUGGCAUCAUCCCAGCAACGGCAUGAAGAUGGUGACUGUGAUGCUUCUCCUGCCAGGAGAGAAGAUUCUAUGGUUGUACCUGCUAAUUUAUCUAAGCUGACUAAAGCAGCUCAUCAUUCUUCUAAAGAACGUCCAGUGCGCCCUGAGAAGAUAAAAAGCAGAGCUUAUAUCACAGAGGAAAGUUCUUCAGAUUCUGAUGUAACGACACCAGCAGCAUUGGCAUGGGAACCAUAUAGAAGGCAGAACCAGAACAGUUCCUUUACUAGAACAGGAACCACAGGUGACGGCAGUAAGCAUCAUGAUGAUGAUGAUGAUGAUGAUGAUGAUGAAGAGUACCUGAAUUUUCCUGUCAUGGAUCUGGAUACCGCAAAACAGGAACUGGAAGAGUUUAUUCCUCAUGUGAGGAAUAUAUCAGAGCAUACAAUCAUGAAGAUAGCUUUAAAAGACCUAGCAAGGUUUAAAGAGUUUAAAAAACAAGGUAUUCCUGUCAGGUUUGGCAGAUUUUCCGAGAAGGAGAAUAAUCAAAUCCGGAAAAAUAUUGCAGCGUUCUUAGAACUGACUGGGAUAGAUAGUGCUGAGAAACUCCUGUUUACCUCGAGGUAUCCAGAAGAGAAAAAAGCCAUCAAUCGCUUAAAAUUAAAACAUCUAUUUUUUGAAAAAAUUUCUGAGGGCAUACCACGACUCUGGACGCUGAUAUAUUACCGAGCAAGAAAGAUCUUUGACCCACACAAUUAUAAAGGGAGGUACACUAAUGAAGAAAAAGAAAAAUUGAAGCAGUGUUAUGCUCUGCAUGGCAAUGAUUGGAGGAAGAUUUCUGAGAUGAUGUGCCGUUCUAACCUCUCAGUUGCUAUGAAAUACUCUGAAAUCAAGUCACAUGCUAAUUAUGGCCCUUGGUCAAAGGAAGAGGUCCGGAAGUUAAUGUGUGCAGUGGAGGAGGUGAUUAGGAAAAGAUUAGGAGUGGAAGAUGGACGUUCAAAUAGAGAUAUUUUAAUUGACCGUGAGAAACUGUUCCAGAAAUUCCCAUGGACUGAGAUCGAAACUAAAGUGGGAACUCGAUAUUGGAGACAAUGUAAACAGAAAUGGAUUACAAUUUUAACAAACAAGUUAGGCAAAGGACGGCAGUUAUGGAGGGGGACCAAAGGAUUACAAGUCAGAAUCAAUUUUAUUAAAAGGUUGCGUGAACUGAACGUGGAGGAUUCUAGUGAAGUAAAGUGGGAAGAAUUUAGUGAUAUUAUGGGAGGUGCCCCUAGAGACUACGUUCAAGCAAAUUUUUAUAAGCUAAAAAUCUCCUCUGUGCCUUUAUGGCGAAAAAAGACUUUUUCUGAAAUUAUUGAAUACCUUUAUGAAACUACACUUCCAGCACUUGAAGAAAAGCUUGAAAGAGAGAAGGGGAACGACCCUAGUCCUGACAACUCAGAACCUGAGCAACAGAAGCAGGUUUUCCUACUCAGUGACAUUUUUGACACCAGUGAAGAAGACCAGUUAAUUGACUGCCCUAAAGACAGUACCCAGUGUCCACAUUGAACUAUACAAUGGAUGUGGUUGAAAGUGGGCACAGUCUAACAACUGCAGGUACACAGGGUAUCUAGUGAUGGAGAAAGUAAAGAUACAGAUGUCUGAUUCUCUUUGUUUCAUAUUGAAGGCAGGUAAAUACAGUUUAAGCAUUCAACUUUCUGAAUGUCUCAAAACCGGUAUUUUUCCACUACUUUGUUUUCUGUGUAGUUGAAAGCUGCUCCUUAGCCUUUAUGCAUAAGCUUGGUUUUCAGAACUUUAAUAUGUUUUAAGUAAUUUUUUUUAAAUAUCAGUGACUUGGGAAAGGACUUUUA
Neopsephotus bourkii (Bourke's parrot) is the source of this 3501-nucleotide messenger RNA. RefSeq names its product transcription termination factor 1 (gene TTF1). The record is from RefSeq and is a predicted model, not a curated record. Bases 155 to 3199 code for a protein of 1014 amino acids. The transcript has 13 exons. Lineage: Eukaryota; Metazoa; Chordata; Aves; Psittaciformes; Psittacidae.